This is a messenger RNA of Miscanthus lutarioriparius, 972 nucleotides long. The record is from the annotation of a GenBank genome assembly. NCBI's taxonomy places the organism in Eukaryota, Viridiplantae, Streptophyta, Magnoliopsida, Poales, Poaceae.
AUGGCCCCCAGCACCGCCGACCUCGCCAUCCAGGCCGCCCGUGACGGCAACCUUUGCCUCCUCAAGCAAAUCUCGAAAGAGUUGGAAUUGCGGGGAGUGGAGGGCUUCAAGGGGCGGAGCUUGCUCCACUUCGCGGCGGGCGGCGGGCACGUCGAGGCCUGCAAGUUCCUGGUGGAGGAUUCGGGGUUCCAUGUCAACUCCACCUCUGCGGAAGGCGAGACGCCAAUCCUCAUCGCCGCCGAGGCCGAGGGGGACGGGAACCUCCCAGUUCUGAGGUACCUCCUGGAUCGCGGCGGUGACCCGGCCAUGCCCGAUGCCAGGGGAUUCACGCCGCUGCACAAUGCGGCUGAGAAUGGGCACUACGAGGCUGUGAGGCUGCUGCUGUCCAAGGGCAUUCCUGUUGAUCCUCUCAACCAUCGUGGUACUCCGUUGAUUGUUGCUGCAGCAAUGGGCCAGGACCAGGUUGUGAAGAUCCUCCUGGAUCAUGGUGCUGAUCCCAACAAAGUUGUCCAUUAUGACCAUUCACCACUCACGAUGGCAUGCUGUGCGCGUUCCUUGAAAUGUGUGAAGCUACUGACUCAGGCUGGUGCUGAUGUGAACUCCAAAAGUCCGCAUGAGCUACCUGUUUUAAUGAUAGCAGUUAAUAAGGGCUUAACUGAUAUUGUCAAGUUCUUACUGGAGGUUGGAGCUGACCCUAACAUUCCUGACAUGCGUGGGAAUUUCCCAAUCAUGUUAGCAGCAGGUCAUGAACAUCGUGAGCUAGUUGAAAUUCUAUUUCUUCAGACCAAGCCAAUUCCACUUUUUCCAGAUUGGAGUGUUGAUGGGAUUAUUAGAGCUAUGAAAUACCUAGGCUUCGAGCCUCAGGAGUCGGUGGAAGAACAGAUUUCUGUUGUGAAGUCUAAAGGAAAAGAAGCGUUUGCAAAGGGGGACUACGUUGAUGCAGCCUAUUCCUAUAUGCUGGUAAAUGCUUGA